GCGGCUGCAGCGGCGGCGGUGGCGGAGAGUGGCGUCGGGGCGCCCAGCCCGAGCCGAGCGGAGCCGGAUCCCGGGGGAGCGCGUUCUGCCGAAUGUGAUGAAAGUGUCUGUUCUCAGGGAAGGCACAGCCAUGGCUUCCCCACCACCCCGGGAGAUGGAGGAGGAGCUGGUAUCUGCUGGCUCUGAGCCAGGUGACCCUCGGGCCAAACCUCCUGUCAAGCCCAAACCCCGGGCCCUGCCUGCCAAGCCAGCCCUGCCUGCCAAGCCCAGCCUGCUGGUGUCCGUUGGGCCGCGGCCGCCCCGGGGUCCUCUGGCUGAGCUGCCUUCUGCCCGGAAGAUGAACAUGCUGGCAGGACCCCAGCCCUAUGGUGGCAGCAGGCGUCCCCUUCCCUUUGCACCAAGACCACCGGCCGAGACGUCUCCUGGAGGAGAAGCCACCCAAGAGGCUGGGAAAGAGGAGGCCGGGAAAGAAGAGAUGCCUCCGUUGACACCCCCGGCUCGCUGUGCGGCCCCAGGGGGUGUGCGGAAGGCCCCCGCCCCCUUCCGUCCAGCCUCUGAGCGCUUUGCAGCCACCACCGUGGAAGAGAUUCUGGCCAAGAUGGAGCAGCCGCGGAAGGAGGUCCCCACCAGCUCUGACCGCCUCUGGGGCUCCCGCCUCACCUUUAACCACGAUGGUAGCUCAAAAUACGGCCCCAGGACCUAUGGGGUGGCUACCGCUCCUGCGGAUGAGGAUGGUGGGACCCUCUCCAGGGAAUGGUCCCAGGAGGGGCCUGCGAAGUCUCCCACAGAGUGCCCUGAAGAGCACAGCCAGACCCCCGAGGAGAGGAGCCCCCCUUUGGACCGGGCCUUCAAUGGGGACCUGGCUCAGCCGGCCAGCUCUGAGCCACCUACCGACGUUUCCAAGCCCUGGGUCCCCUCAAGUCCAGGCCCCACCGCAGAGAAUGGAGGGUUCACCAGCCCAGGCCUCCCUGCUGAAGCCUCAGGCCCAGCCCCUGGGUCUCCCCAACUUCACUCACCCCACCAGAGCUCUCCCCGCCACUCUCAUCUUCCAGAGGCCCAGAGUCCUGCCGCUCCCGGGCCUGCUCCCUGCCUCCCUGCGACUCCAGCAUCCCCAGUUGUCCUGCCAGAUGAGGGCGCCUGCCAUGCCCCUGGCCCAGGGCUCCCUGCUUUGGGAGCCCCAGAUGCCCCCAGACCCAGUAGCCCUCCCGUGGAAAAGGUCUCGGGGAGCCACAGCCCAGAGCAGCUUCCAGCCACCUCACCCCGGCCCCCGAUGGAGGGGGGUGAGUUGCUUGAUCCCGAUCGGACGUUCCCAUCUGGUGAGGAGGUGGCCAGGGGUGGCGCAGAGCUCCGCCCCGCCGGCAUGGGUCAGCGCCGGUUUUCUGAAGGUGUGCUCCGGCUGCCGGACCAAGAGCAGAAGCUGGGCGGCUCGCUGGCUGACCUGCUUCAAACCCAGGGGGGCCAGUCAGCCCUGGAGCGUCCCUUUGGGUGUGGGACAGAGUCCAACUGGAGCUUGUCACAGUCCUUUGAAUGGACCUUCCCCACGCGGCCUUCAGGUCUAGGGGUGUGGCGGCUGGACUCCCCGCCCCCCUCCCCCAUCACUGAAGCCAGUGAGGCCGCAGAGGCUGAGGCUGCAUCGGCGGAGGCUGCGGCUGCGGAGGCGGAGGCUGUGGCUGCGGAGGCUGGGGCCACUGCGGCUGGUGACGCUGCAUCCAGUGGGGAGGGAGUGUUCCAGCAGGGGCGAGGGGUCUGGUCAGCUCCAGAGGGACCAGGAAGGCCUGGUUCUUGGGUGCAGACAGAUGAUUCGGGCAUCUCCCCAAACCAAAAGGGUGAUGGGGAGAGUCCGCCUCCAUCCCCAGCUGAUCCCAUCAAGCCUCUGCCAACAACGGGGGGCCCGCCUGAACCGGCCUUGCUACAGGCAGAGGAGAGGUGUGAGGAGCGGGAGCCCCUGGGCGGACAAGAGUCCCCACUGCCUCUGGCCACCAGGGAGGCCGCCCUGUCCGUCCUGGAGCCGGUCCUGGGGCAGCGGCAGCCAGCACCCCCCGACCAGCCCUGUGUCCUCUUUGCUGACACCCCUGACCCUGGGAAGGCACUGCCUGCUGAGGAGGAGGCUGUGACCCUGGCCCGGGCUGAGACUACCCAACCGAGGACCGAGGCCCAGGACCCCUGUAGGGCGUCCCCCGAGCCUGCAGGUCCUGCAAGCAGCUCCCGCUGGCUGGAUGACCUCCUGGCUUCGCCACCCCCCAGUGCUGGCGGUGCCCGGCGGGGAGCUGGACCUGAGCUGAAGGACACACAGACCCCAAGUGCCUGCUCUGAGGGACUCCUCGGCUGGGCCCGGAAAGACCUGCAGAGUGAAUUUGGGAUUGCCGCAGACACACAGUCCGGCAGUUUUAGCCCUUCCAGCUGGUCCCAAGACACUUCUCAGGACUAUGGCCUUAGGGGAACGAGCCCUAGAGGGGACCCAGGCCUUGGAGAGAGGAGCUGGCCCAGCAAGAGUGGGCAAGGAGCAGGGGAAGGGAGCGCCAGGGAGUGGGCCAGCAGGUGUGGCAUCGUUGGCCACGAGGAGGUGGAGGUCCGUGAGGAGGUGGAGGUCGGCAGCCCGCAUGGGAGCGGGGGGCUCCCAGCCCAGGACCGGGUGAUUGGAAAGCCGGCCCCGCUGGGCCCCCAGCAGAGCCAAGAGCCGGAUGUUCAGGACUGGGAGUUCAGAAAGAGGGAUUCCCAGGGCACGUACUCCAGCCGGGAUGUGGAACUCCAGGACCAGGAAUUCGGGAAGAGAGAUUUGCUGCGUUCUUACAGCAGUCAGGAUGCGAGCCUUCAGGACUGGGAGUUUGGGAAGAGAGAGUCUCUGGGGGCCUAUGCCAGCCAGGAAGUGGAGGACGUGAGGAAGAAGGACCACCUGGGCCAGUACAGCAGCCAGGAUGCCGACGAGCAGGACCAGGAGUUUGGGAAGAGAGAUUCGUCGCUUGGCAUCUUUGGCAGCCAGGGUGCUGAGCAGCCGGACCUGGAUUUCGGGAAGAGCGCCUGGAUGAGGGACUACAGCAGCCGUGGCAGCACCACGGCCCUCGGCCCCCAGGACCGAGGCUUCGGGGUGAGAGCCCUGAGCACCGCGUUCAGUCCCGAGGAAGCCCAGCAGCAGGAUGAGGAGUUUGAGAAGACUCUGAGUGGAGGAGACGGCCUGGGCGAGGCCAGCGGGGACGCAGGCCAGCCAGAGGAGAGAGAGUUGGGGGGCUUGUUCAGCCCCAGCAGCCCCCAGAACCAGGAUGGAGCCCUGGGACCGAGAGCCCAGAGUAGCUGGCAGGACAGCGGUGCCAGCCAGGAGGUUGGAGGGCUGCACAGGAGACAGCAGGCAGGGGACCAGAGCCCAGGCGAUGCCGACCCGGAAGACAGGGAAGUGGGGCAGCGAGGCUGGGCUGGCGACUUCAGCCUAGGUGUGGUCUCCCAGCCAGAGGCGGCCUUCAGCCCAGGGCAGCGAGACUGGAGUGGUGACUUCUGCGUGGAGGCUACCGAGAGGAGCCAUCAUUUUGGGAUCAUUGGCCAUGACCGAGUGGGCAGUGCUGGCCCGAGUCCUUCCGGCAAGAUGGGAGGUGGCCACUUUGUGUCUCCGGAGAAGACCUCGACUGGGUCCGUGGACUGGGCCGACCAGCUGGGCCUCAGGAACUUGGAAGUGUCCAGUUGUGUGGGUUCUGGCAUCUCGAGUGAGGCCAGGGAGGGUGCCGUGGGACAGACCGGCUGGUCGGAUAACCUGCGGUUGAGAGAUGUGGACCUGGCUAGCCAUUUGGAGGCUGGGGGUUCUGAGAAGCCCAGGGAGAUGGGAGUUGGGGAGAAGGACUGGACUUCUGAUGUCGGGGUGAGGGGCAGAGAUUUGGCUGGGGUGGGGGAGGCAGAAGGCCACAGCCAGGCCAGAGAGAGUGGCGUGGGGCAGACCAACUGGUCAGGUGUGGAGGCCGGAGACUUCCUUAAAUCAAGGGAGCGUGGAGUGGGACAGGCAAGCUGGACACCGGACCUGGGGCUCAGGAACAUGGCCGUGGGGCCAGAUAGCAGCUCCAGGGAGCUUGGGGUGGGCCAGGUGGACUGGGGUGACAGUCUGGGCCUGAGGAAUUUGGAGGUGCCAUGUGACCUAGAGACUGGAGGUUCUCGGGAGCCACGAGGAUGUGGAGUGGGGCAGAUGGACUGGACCCAGGACUUGGGGCUCCGGAAUGUGGAGGUCUCCGGGACUCCGAGUGAAGCCAGGGAGCAUGGGGUGGGAGAAGUUAGCCAGUGUCCAGAGCUAGGCCUCAGGGACACCGGUAUGUUGUGCCCUGGCCAGGAGGCCAGAGACCCAGACCCCAUGGAGGCCAGGGAGCUGGGGGUUGGCGAGAUGAGUGGACCAGAGACCCAGGGCGAAGAUGACUCCUCGCUUUCCUUGGAGACCUGCUCUGAAGACCCCGGAAUGGAGAUGGGAGAAGCCCCGGGCUUCGGAGCCAGCCCCGGCAGCGGCUGCCUGGCCCGCUCCCCACCCUCCGCCUCCCAGGGCCUGCUGGAGGAGAUGCUGGCCGUCAGCAGCUCCAAGGCAGCGGCCCGGAGGGAGUCGGCAGCUUCCGCUUCGGGCCUGCGGACCCUGUUGGAAGAGGAAGGAACCACAGCAGGUGCCGAUCGAGGGGAGCCCCUGGAGCCCGGCAGGGACCGUCUGCCCUCCUGGAGGCCCCAGCCCGAUGGUGAAGCCAGCCGGACAGAAGAGGUGGACGGCACCUGGGGCCCUGCAGGGGCCGGGCUGGGCGAGCAGGGUCCGAUGCACCCCCCUCGGCGAUCCUCCCAAGGCCCUCCCCCCAGCUCUCCCAGUCAGGACUUCUCCUUCAUCGAGCAGGACACCGAGAUCCUCGACAGUGCCGUGUAUCGAAGCCGUGCCAACCUGGGGCGCAAGCGUGGGCACCGGGCCCCGGCCAUCCGGCCCGGCGGUACCCUGGGCCUGUCAGAGGCGGCAGACUCGGAUGCACGCCUGUUCCAGGACUCUACGGGUAGGGCCAAGCCACGAGCUUCUCGGGUGCCGUCUUCAGACGAGGAGGUGGUGGAGGAGCCUCAGAACCGCAGGACACGGAUGUCCUUGGGCACCAAGGGGCUGAAAGUCAACCUCUUUCCUGGCCUGAGCCCGUCAGCCCUGAAGGCCAAGUUGCGCCCCCGGAACCGCUCGGCUGAGGAGGGGGAGCUGGUGGACAGCAAGUCGAGCCAGAAGGAGUCUGCGUUCCAGCGCUCCAAGUCCUGCAAGGUCCCAGGGCUGGGGAAGCCCCUCGCCUUACCUCCGAAGCCAGAGAAAUCCUCAGGGUCAGAAGGAUCAUCGCCCAGUUGGCUACAAGCCCUGAAGCUGAAGAAGAAGAAGGUCUGAGAAGUCACUGAGGUCCUUCCCAUCUGGCAGUCCCAAGCAAUGCCCGUUCCUGUGGGGUCCCUGCGAGGAGAUGGCUGGAGCCCCUUCUCCCCACAUGUCCCAGGCUGUAGCCUCUGUCCCCCUCUGCCUCUGUCUGAGGAGCAUCUGGGGAGGCACAUUUAUGCACUUUGUAUCACCUUUCCAACUUCCCUCCACACCUUCCCUCUCGGCCUGGAUUCCGUCAUUAGUGGUCCAAGGUUCUGGUCCUCCCUCCGUGUACCCCCCUCCCUUUCUGCUUCCUCCUCCAGCCUCCCUUGGGUUUUGUUUUGAUACCAAUUUAUAACAUUUUUUAUAAAAGCCUUUGAUUUUGUAAUGGAUGGAACUCAGCCCCACCCCAGGUCUCCCUCUGCCCUGCCAGGUGCCCCAUAGAGACCAAUAACAUUUUGCCACUUGAAACAAUAAAGUUUUUUUGGAAUUGGU
Molecule: messenger RNA, 5815 nt
Organism: Eptesicus fuscus (big brown bat)
Lineage: Eukaryota; Metazoa; Chordata; Mammalia; Chiroptera; Vespertilionidae
Gene: CNOT12
Product: tankyrase 1 binding protein 1
Exons: 12
Coding region: 98-5356 (1752 amino acids)
Biological process (GO): cellular response to ionizing radiation; double-strand break repair
Cellular component (GO): nucleus; heterochromatin
Source: RefSeq, a predicted model, not a curated record